AUGUCGGUUGGUACAGUCAAGGCUGUUCCAUUCCAUGAAAAAAGUUACUGGGAAGGUCGAUUCGAACAAGAAAAUCAUUUUGAAUGGCUCCUUUCUUGGGAUGCUUUGAAACCAUUAGUUGAAUCUUACUUGGAUCCUAAUGAACCAAUCCUUCACAUUGGGUGUGGAAACUCGAGAUUGGCUUUUCACUUGGCGGAUGAUGGCUAUCCUCAUGUGAUCAAUGUCGAUUAUGCAGAAAAUGUUAUACAACAAAUGAAGGCAGAGACUUCUCCCAAGUACGACCGGAUCGAAUGGUACGCAGGCGAUUGUUUGAAUAAUCUCUUAUUCUUACUGAAUCAACACGAUCUUCAUGAUGGCUUUUCUGUGGUAAUAGAUAAAAGCUUGUGCGACACAAUUGCAUGCGGAGACGAUGAUGAACAAACCUCACAACAAAAACUAGCACAUCAAGUUGGAUCUCUUGUGCGAAUUGGCGGGGUCUGGUUGUGUGUCUCUUUCUCGAGUCAACGAGAACAUGUAUGGGACCAACCAAGCGGUAUGGGAUGGAAAUGGAAAAGAGAACAUGCUAUACCUGUACCAGUAAACCACCCCAAUAGUUUGCCUGGUGCACCCGAGAUAUUUCAUUAUCUUUACAUAAACCGAAAAGUACCUGCGUAG
Messenger RNA from Phycomyces blakesleeanus NRRL 1555(-), 654 nucleotides. RefSeq lists its product as hypothetical. The record is from RefSeq and is a predicted model, not a curated record. The transcript is spliced from 2 exons. Lineage: Eukaryota; Fungi; Mucoromycota; Mucoromycetes; Mucorales; Phycomycetaceae. The coding region runs from base 1 to 654 and encodes 217 amino acids.